GGCGGGAAAAUCGAAAUGGCAAAAACAAGAAGAUAAUCCGCGAAAAGAAGAAAAAAAAUCCCUCAUUUCAAUUUCUGUGCACCUAAAAAGUUUUCCUCCGCCUCUAUCAUUUUCGUCAGUCGAAAAAAUUGCAGAAAAAAUUUUACAAAAAAUGGAAGGCAGCGAAAGCGAAGCAAUUUUCGAAUCACUGAAUCUGAAUCCGCAGCUGUUCAUCAACGAAGUCCUCAAUUGCGUCGACGAUUUAGUGGACGAAGCCUUCACUUUCUUCAACCAGCAAGCAUCAGCGGUUUUGAAAACGGACGGUACGGAUCGAUCGGAUGAUUUGACUAAGGGUGUGGCCAGUAUAAGGAACAUAAUUCAGUCCAGUUUGGAAAAAAGGUUGAGUAUGUGGGAGAAGUACUGUUUACGCCAUUGUUUUGUUGUUCCAGAAGGAUUUUCCUUGCCCAAAGCUAAUGGCUCAUCUAAUGACACUUCAAUGGACCUCGACACUGUUGAUGAUUCAGAAUUGGACAAGCAGUUAGAUUCUCUGAGAGACAAGCUCAUUUUGGUUGGUAAAGAGUCUGCUCAGCUUAACAGUGAGAUCCAAUCAUUAGAGAGGCAAUCAGACUUAAUCAAUAGCUCUGCUGCUUCUAUCCAUGAAGCAUUACAGCUAUAUGAGAAACACUCUAUGGAUGAUAUGUUGAAAGAGUUGAUUAAAUAUUCUUCAGAAUUCCAUGCAAAGGUGGACAAGCUGAGAAGCAGUAGAUUUGAGGACAUUGAACAUGGUAGAGCAGAGAGGAUUCACAUGCUGAAUGGAGACAUCUCCAAAGCUAAUCGUCGCUUUGGGCUUUUCAAUGCUAAAAUUGAAGAACUGCAAGAACUUUUGGACGACAUGAACACUAGGUGAAUUUCUGCCUAGUGACUUCAUUCCCAUUCCUGUAAACAAAUGCUAUGAUACUGCUGUAGUAAUUGUAAAAUUCUCGUUUUCAGUUUUUAUUGCUCAUGCAAUGUACGAGAUAGAUGAUCUUGAACAGUAUUAAAACUUUAAUCUCGUCAUUUCUCAUAUAAGUUUCGUUUGACAUGUUAUGAAUGUUUUUGCUACCCAUGCCAAUUGUCCAUGUAAAUUGACUUUGGAUUGCCCAGAA
Messenger RNA from Coffea eugenioides, 1124 nucleotides. RefSeq names its product protein MIS12 homolog. The record is from RefSeq and is a predicted model, not a curated record. The transcript is spliced from 7 exons. Gene Ontology annotation, biological process: protein localization to kinetochore; mitotic sister chromatid segregation; mitotic cell cycle. Gene Ontology annotation, cellular component: nucleus; chromosome, centromeric region. The coding region runs from base 152 to 886 and encodes 244 amino acids. NCBI's taxonomy places the organism in Eukaryota, Viridiplantae, Streptophyta, Magnoliopsida, Gentianales, Rubiaceae.